CAGUUCGAUUUUUCACAGUUUUGUCAAUUUGUUGAUAUUUUCGGUGGAAUUGUCAAUAUAACACCGUUUUUAAUUCAUUAUCUGCUUCACACAGGACCAAGGCACGUUUAAGAUUCCAGGGAUUCGAUUGCUGAACCAGAUGAAGAAUGAUCGACAGCUGAUUUAAAUCUUCUCUUGAAACAGCCUACCUGAGGAAGUAGAUGGUACACAAUCCAAAAAAUCGACAAAAUGCUAAUUAUGUCAUCAUGUGAUCUUUAAUUCUGUGAUUGUCUAUUAGGAUGCGCUUCCAUAGUUUGCAUGGAAGCGCGGUGGUCCUGACAGAGGACCAGACACUUGCAACGAGGGCAAAUAAUUUCUGUAACGGAAUAGUUUUCAUUGAAGAACCGAUAAACAUCGGGACUAAAGUAUGUAUCGAACUUACGAAAGUCAACGAAAGUUGUGGUUCUAUUCGUAUGGGAAUAACUUCCAGAUCUCUGCAGAGUCUCUCCAAAGGAAAAUUACCGAAAUUCAUUUUCCCAGAUUUGCUUCGUGAAAGAGGAUGCUGGGUGCAUGCGUUGCCGGAGAAAUAUUCAGAAACUGGGAAUCGUGUGAUGCUCCAUCUUGAUUCACAAGGUCAGCUGCAUUAUUUCAUCAAUAAUGAACAUAAAGGGAUCUUCCUGUGUGACCUGCCCACUAGUGGCGGGCUCUGGGCUGUCUUCGAUAUCUACGGCAACACUAAGGCAAUUCGGCUUGUUUCACCUGAUGAAGCGCCGGUAGAGAUACUUGCCCGUGGACCUGAUGCCAUGCAGGCCUACCAUAAGGCAUGCGAAUCCGGCACAAGGCCGGAGUUCCGUACUCGCCUUAUGCUCCUUGGGCAGGACCGGGUGGGCAAAACAAGUUUGAAAAAGGCAUUGACUGGACAAAGUCACAAUACAACUGAGAUGGAGACAGAUGGCAUCGACCUCUCAGAGUCCUGCAGCUUCAACAUGAUGGACCGCAAAGCUUGGAGACUUGCUAAUCAACAGCCAUGCCACAGGGAUUAUACCUACAUCACCAACAGCCCAAGGUCAACAGGUCAGAAUGGUCAAGGAAAUAGUUCCACUGAAGAAUACAAUGAAGCGCUGGCAGAAAAUAUAAUACAGGAACUCUUAUAUCAUUGGAGGCUGAGAAAGAGCAGUGAAAACGAAAAGACAAUAGCUGAUUUUGAAUAUGAGGUGGAAUCGUCCAAUAUUUAUCAUGAACUGCUGACAGGUGCCUCUGAGGAUGUAACUAGAAUGGUUAACUGGAAACUAAAAGAGUUCUGGCACAAGCUCAUGGACAAGCCAGAACAAGAGAACACCGACAAGCAAGUCACGCUCGAUAUCUGGGAUUUCUCGGGGAAUUCUGUGUACUAUACAACUCAUCAGGUUUUCCUGACACCUCGAGCUGUCUACAUCAUAGUCUUCAAUCUGUGCCACGACCUCGAUGGACUCGUAAAAAGCCACUCGUCAACUGAAGGGCAGGGUGAAAGUUAUGAUGGGGAAUUAACGAACCUGGAGAUGCUUCAUUUCUGGAUUCACCUCAUCUACUUGCAUACUUCUCAUAACACGAAAGAUAGCAUCGACAACACGGGGCUCUCUCCGCCGAUCUUUAUUGUUGGGACACACAGACAUGGACUACACCAGGAAGACAGUAUGCAACUAAAAAUGGCUGAGAUGAAAUUCAAGGCAAUUACGGAUAGCCUGUGGGGUAAACCAUACCAGAAACAUAUCGUGCCUACAUUUUACGCUGUGGAGAAUUCUAUAGACCAAGGGGAGGAUGUACAGGUUGCAAACCUUCGUCAACACAUUCAGGAAGUUGCUCACCAUGAGUCCUAUAUGGGUGAGCAGAUCCCGGUGAGAUGGCUAAACUUUGAGAGUGCAGUCAGUGAUUUGGUGCAAGAUGGAACCUCAUUUGCUUCAAUUGACCAGAUGAGUGUGGUUGCAAAACAUGAGGGCAUCACCUCGGAUGAGGAGCUUCGGACGAUGUUAGAGUUCUACCAUGACCUUGGGGUGAUCAUUUACUUUGGGAGGAAAGGACAACUGGACAACACGUUAUGUAAUACUGUGAUAUUAAAUCCUCAGUGGUUGGUGGAUCGAUUCAGAGAGGUCAUUACAUUUCAUGGAGCAGAUCAAUCAAGGGGGCCAGUUUCUGAGUUCUGGCAACGUCUUGAUGCAUGUGGCAUCAUGGAUGAGCAGGUGAUCAACCGUAUUUGUCGCGACAUUCCUGAUCAGAAACCAUCACUGCUGGGUCUCAUGGAGAAGUUUGACCUUCUCUGUGAUCGUCUUCCGCCGAGAAAUAUAAGUCAACUCGAAGCUGAAAACCUUGUCAAGAGUUACUAUGUGCCUUCAAGAUUAAAACCGUGCCUGAACAAUAUCCACUUAUUUAUACCGUCCAAACAAGAUGUAAUGUUUUACUUAGAAUUCAGUGGAUUCCUGCCAGAUGGUCUCUUCCAACGGAUCUUGACUCGAGCCAUACGUUGGUCCCAGGAGAAUGAUGGACGUGAUCCAAGGUUAUAUUAUCGGAAAGCAAGGCUCUUUCUGGACCAGGAGCAUGAUUUUAUCAUAGAAAUGGAACAUAUGAAAUUGGCAAGAAUAAGGGUGACUGUGAUCCGUGUAGCUGAGCUCUCAGAUAGUGACGACACAUCUGUUGACACAGCAAUUGACCGCCAGCUUCCACCACCUGAUGCAACCGCCUGUGCUAGAGUGCGUAACUUCUUGGAUAGCUACCUGUCUGAUCUGCGGGAAAUGUGGAUGAGACGAAUCUCGUACAAAGUCGGAGUGCAAUGUCACUGUGAUAGAGCCUGUCAGCGACAUCAUCAACCGGGCUGUCAGGAGCAAAUGUGUCUUCACUUUCUCAACCUAGAUGAAUGUCUUACAAAUAAAAUUGUCUGCUGUGAACAUCGGAGGAUAAGAACAUCGCCUUACAGGAAAUGGUUUCCUGCGCCAGUCCCUGUUGUGCGGAAUGGCCCAGUGCUGCCAGACACCGUCAUAAAUGACAAUGAAGAUAACAUGAUUUCGAACAUAGAAGCCCAAAAAGGUUCCCAGUUGCCAGGCUGGGUCAAGAGUGCUGCUAAACUGCUGAAUGGAGGAUCUGAAGGCCAGGAUUGGACUGCCCUGGCAAAGAAGUUAGGUUACAAGAAGAACAAGAUCGAUAAAUUCAAUGAUGAUCUGAACCCUGGCCUGGCUCUCAUUGCUGACUGGAUCAUUAGCAGUGGGAAUACAGCCUUAUCAGUCGAUAUGAUGGUAUCGUAUCUAGAACAGCUGCAUAGAGAGGAUAUUGUGGACAUUAUACAGAAGGGGCGAGAGGCUGAGGUUGAUCCCCCACAGGUGUUCAUCAGCUAUCAGUGGGACUCGCAGGAUGAGGUGCGUCCUUUGAGGGACCGGCUGGAGAAGGCUGGCUUCACGUGCUGGAUGGACAUAGGCCAGAUGGGAGGAGGAGAUCAGCUGCAUGCCAAGAUAGACGAGGGAAUUAGGAACUCAAAGGUGGUGAUUGCUUGUUUGUCCCCAAAGUACACAGUGUCACACUACUGCAGUCGGGAGCUGAGCCUUGCAGACAUCACACGGAAACCUAUCAUACCUGUCAUGUAUGAUAAGGUUCCCUGGCCGCCACCAGGGGGAAUGGCACUCAUGUUCUCACAGCUCGUCUACAUUGAUAUGAAAGGUGUUGGUGGCCAUGGCGGUUCAGGAAUACACGCAGAUACGCAAGAAAAAUAUGCAGAAAUUAUACAACAGGUUUCGAAAUAUGCCGUUCCUGAUAUAUCGAGAACAGAUCAGUCUGGCUCACUGACCGAAUCGAAGAACAGUAACCAUUCCCAGAGUUCCCUGCAAAGUGGCUCGCAGUUAAGCACCGGAGGAUCGCGUGAUCAUCAGGUUAUUAAUGACUUUUUUCAUGAUCGUGUGACACCGCCACCUAGACGGCGAGCGUCACGGCAAAGUGAACAUUCGUUACAGCGGCCAAAUCAAGUGGAACAGGUUCAUGUCACUAAGUGUGCUGUAUGUUGUAUGCUGUGAUUGUGGUUCAUAGGGCCUUGGAUACAUCUACAUGUAAGCUACACAUGGACACCUUUGUAGCCAGCAAAAUGACUUGUCCUUCAGUUGAUGUGUGACCUGUGGAGAGGGACAUGCAACUCUUGACAAAAUGUGAAUGUGAACUCUUUGUAGAGUGGGCCUUACAAACACUUGUGAUUUAUAGCCUGUGUUUUCAUCUUCAUAUGGGCAAAUUUCUCAUCAGUUAGAUUUUGUUCAGGCCUAAAGCACUCUGUAGACAAGUCAUUUAAGUUGCUGUCUCUGUGCUCCACCCUCUCAGUCCUGAUCUCAGUCCAGAGACCUGCCAGUGUCGUGUCAAUACCUUAACUGCAGUAUUUUACAUGUUAGCUAGCUAUCAUAUCAUUCGAACACAGGUGUCUAAAGUAGUGGUGAUGUUUACCAUGUAAUGAUCCACAGGUUCCUUUGUUCUUGUAACUGUGAUAAAUAUGUAGCAUUGAAUCUCCUAAUCCGUCCUAUACAUGUGGCUAGUGUAAAAAGCUAAGUGUCAGAUUGCUGACUGAGGUGAGGCAGAAAUUGUCACCUCUAAAAUUGUUAACUUUUGGAAUGGACUAGUUACAUGGAACCCAGGGUUUCUUUCUGCCAGGGGAGGGGGACAGGGUUCAAGUCCCCUCCUUCGUUGAGCAUGAUUUGGCCCAGAGUGAUUCCAUCUGGAACUACCGUACAUGGUAAAUCCAUACAUGUCGAGUGUAUUUUUUUAUGUUGGUGAGAUUGCCAAUUUUGUGAAACUUGUUUUAUAAUGUUUCUCAAGUACAUGUAUGUUGUUAAGAAUUUAAUGAUCAAACAAUAUCAUAUGUUAUUAUUCUAAAUGCGUCUUAAAAAUUGGGUCACAGCACAAAGAAUUGAGUUUAGUGUGCAAUUUUGAUGUGAUGCACAACCAUUGCUGAGUCUUGUUGUACACCUUAUAUUGGCAUGUUUGAUACCCCUUGUUCCACAGUACUUAACGUCUGUAUUCAUGAGAGGGAGGUGGGUCACAUACCUUAAGCAUGUUACAAUGUGUCGCCCCUACACAGCGAAUGUGUAAAAUGUUAGUCAAACUCAAGGAAUAGAUAUUUAACAAGUGGUACUUUUGGCUUGUCACUGAGUUUUAUAUGUGCAUGAAUGAUGAGACUUUCUUUGCACUGAAAGUCUAAAUCUACUGCUGAAAAAUUGUAAAUAUUUGACAGAUUUGUUGGACCUGUAGUCAUUGUUUGAUGAACUACAAGAUACUCACAAGUGGGGAAGGUUAGACAUGGUUUUAACAACUAUAACUAAAGUUGGCAACCAAGUUAAUGUAGAAAUAAAGUGAUAUUGGGUGUUAGUGUUAACAACAGUUGUUAGUGUUACUAGAACACUAACUUAGGGUUUAUGACUACUGGGUGUUAUUUUGGCAAAAACGCUAAUAAUUUUUCAUUGGCCACUAACACUUGCCUAGUGGCAUUAAACUGAUAUGUCUUUCAUGGUGUUCAGAGCCAUUUUUUCCUUGCAUUUCUAAUUAUUGAUGGUGGACACUUACAGUAGUGGGGUAUGAUUCCAAGCAGUGUUUGAGAGUGAAGAGAUGUGUAAAUAAAAAUUGUAAAAAUGUGACCCGCUCUACCAAAACUAGGCGCUUGUCGCAUCUGAACUUGACAGGUUGAUACGGACUUGUUGUUCAUUUCGCUAUUGUAGACCUUUUGUUGAAUGUGACCAAAUCAGUUUGUAAUAGAUUUUUCACAAAAGGUCAACAAUAGGGAAAUGAACAACAAGUCCGUAUCAACCUGUCAAGUUCAGAUGCGACAAGCGCCUAGUUUUGGUAGAGCGAGUCACAAAUGUAGACCUGUCUUCAGUUAUGAGAUUUAUGGAGGAGUUUUAAUGGCUGAUGAUGAUGUUGUUUAGAUUUUCAAUAAUCGUGGGUGAAGUCACGUUCUGGGAACAUCAAGUUUAUUUUAAAUAAAAUCUUGUAUAAACAUCUGGGUAUAUUUUACAUUCAUGUAACUUACAUAUGUUUACUUGAUCAUGAUCAUGAUCUGUCGUUAUGGAAACCUUCAUAAUAAUAGCAUUUUAUAAAUGAUUGAAAAUUGGUGCUCUAUGAAAACGGUAAAAUGGACCAGAAACAAUUGAUAUAUUUGACAAAAUUGUAAUUUAUUCAAUGAAAUUUAUCACAGGAUAUUAAGAAUAAUUUAGGAGUUCAAUGAAUUAGGAAAACAUUAUAAGUGGUUGUUUAACUGUUAGUUAUUAUGUAUGGCUGUAAACCAGGAAAUAGUUGUGGCACAAUAUUUUUGCAGCAUUUUAAUUUUGUCGAUCAAGAAAUGUAAGAAAAAGAUAUUAAAGUGCAAUCAUUUCCUAGUUUAAAGUAGUGUACAAGAUUUCUGCACUUUCAAUGUACAAAGGUUCUUUGUA
This is a messenger RNA of Lineus longissimus, 6401 nucleotides long. RefSeq lists its product as uncharacterized. Lineage: Eukaryota; Metazoa; Nemertea; Pilidiophora; Heteronemertea; Lineidae. The transcript is spliced from 21 exons. The record is from RefSeq and is a predicted model, not a curated record. The coding region runs from base 279 to 4010 and encodes 1243 amino acids. Gene Ontology annotation, molecular function: protein binding. Gene Ontology annotation, biological process: signal transduction.